AACCUUACCAAAACCAUGGCUCAAGCAGACAUUGCGUUGAUUGGCUUGGGCGUAAUGGGCCAGAACAUCGUUCUGAACAUGAACAACCAUGGCUUUGUGGUCUGCGCGUACAACCGGACCGUGUCUAAGGUGCACGACUUCCUGAAGAAUGAGGCGAAAGGGACCAAGGUGAUCGGAGCAGAGUCCCUGGAGGACAUGGUGUCCAAACUGAAGAAGCCCAGAAGGAUUAUUCUGCUGGUCAAGGCUGGCCAGGCUGUAGAUGACUUCAUUGACAAGUUGGUGCCUCUUCUUGAAGCUGGCGACAUCAUCAUUGAUGGUGGUAACUCUAAAUACAGAGACACAAAACGGAGAUGCCAGAGCAUGAAGGACAAGAAACUCCUGUUUGUGGGGAGUGGGGUCAGUGGAGGGGAGGAAGGGGCUCGCUACGGAUCCUCCCUGACGCCCGGAGGACACAAAGACGCCUGGCCACACAUCAAGGACAUCUUCCAGAGCAUCGCGGCCAAGGUCGGAACCGGGGAGCCCUGCUGUGACUGGGUGGGAGACGAGGGCGCCGGCCACUUUGUGAAGAUGGUCCACAACGGCAUCGAGUACGGAGACAUGCAGCUGAUCUGUGAGGCCUACCACCUGAUGAAGGAUGUCCUGGGCAUGGACCACGAUGAGAUGGCUCAGGCUUUCAACGAGUGGAACAAGACUGAGUUGGACUCCUUCCUGAUCGAGAUCACAGCCAACAUUCUCAAGUUCAGAGACGCAGACGGAACACACCUGCUGCCCAAGAUCCGGGACAGCGCCGGGCAGAAGGGGACGGGGAAGUGGACGGCCAUCUCAGCCCUGGAGUUUGGCACGCCCGUCACUCUGAUCGGAGAGGCUGUCUUCGCCAGGUGUCUGUCCUCUCUGAAGGAGGAGAGGGUGGAGGCCAGCAGGACCCUCUCAGGGCCCCAGGGGACCAAGUUCAGCGGGAACAAAGCCAGCUUCCUGGAAGACAUCAGAAAGGCGCUGUACGCCUCCAAGAUCAUCUCCUACGCCCAGGGCUUCAUGCUGCUAAGGCAGGCUGCUAAGGAGUUCGGCUGGUCCCUGAACUACGGAGCCAUCGCUCUGAUGUGGAGAGUGGGCUCCAUCAUCCGCAGUGUGUUUUUGGAGAAGAUCAGGGAGGCCUUCGACAGAGACUCUGAGCUGCAGAGCUUGCUCCUGGACAGCUUCUUCAGCAACGCCGUACAGGACUGCCAGGACUCCUGGCGUAGGACGAUCAGUACCGGGGUCCAGCAGGGCAUCCCCAUGCCUUGCUUCACCACCGCCCUCUCCUUCUAUGAUGGAUACAGACACGGGAUGCUCCCUGCCAACCUCCUGCAGGCCCAAAGAGACUACUUUGGAGCCCACACGUACGAGUUGCUGUCUAACCCUGGCACGCACAUCCACACCAACUGGACAGGCCACGGGGGAAACGUGUCUUCCUCAUCCUACAACGCUUAAGGAAGACACACACGCACGGC
This is a messenger RNA of Hypomesus transpacificus, 1487 nucleotides long. RefSeq names its product 6-phosphogluconate dehydrogenase, decarboxylating-like. Gene Ontology annotation, molecular function: phosphogluconate dehydrogenase (decarboxylating) activity; NADP binding. The record is from RefSeq and is a predicted model, not a curated record. Gene Ontology annotation, cellular component: cytosol. The transcript is spliced from 12 exons. Lineage: Eukaryota; Metazoa; Chordata; Actinopteri; Osmeriformes; Osmeridae. Gene Ontology annotation, biological process: pentose-phosphate shunt; pentose-phosphate shunt, oxidative branch. The coding region runs from base 16 to 1467 and encodes 483 amino acids.